Messenger RNA from Anneissia japonica, 2331 nucleotides. RefSeq lists its product as uncharacterized. The transcript has 5 exons. The coding region runs from base 5 to 2305 and encodes 766 amino acids. Lineage: Eukaryota; Metazoa; Echinodermata; Crinoidea; Comatulida; Comatulidae. The record is from RefSeq and is a predicted model, not a curated record.
AAACAUGUUUUUAAGAAUUUAUUUCAGAGCACAUGUCAAUGUUUUGAUAUACGCAAAUAAGAUGGAAGUAGUGAGUGAUGCUUUACUUCAAACUGAAUGCAUCACCGGAAAAGAGCAUAUGCUUCUCAGUAAAUUCAUUGAAGCACUGGGAUCUUUGAAAGCUACUGAAUCAAAAUCAGUUCCACAGCAAACGGACAGCACAGAAGAAUAUCCUAGUGUGACCAGCAACAAUCUGAAGCUAUUGCUUUUAUCAAAUUUAGUUCUGUUGGCAGCUAAAUGUGGUGGCGGGUGCAACUCAGCCGAGUCAAUCCUAAAGAAUCUCAUUCAGGAACACAAACUGAUAGACAUUUUGAUUGACUGUCUUGAUAGUAGUGAUAGAUUUGUUGCAUAUAGUGCGAGCAAGACUCUUGCCACUUUCAUUUGUUCUGUCAAAUCCCAGGUAUUUGGUGAACUUGCUACUCUUAUGGAAAUUCUAAUGAGGCCAUUUCACCACUUAGACUCAAGUGAGGAUGAAGAUCGAGAAUCUAAACACCAAAGAGAUUGGUUGGCAGAGAGGACUAUCUAUCCCUGGGAAGUUGUCACUACUGUGCUUGAAAGAAUGUGCAUACCAGAGCAAGAUAAGGUACAAGUCUGUACGAAUCAUCAUAUUGUUCAUACUGAUAUCGAUGGUGUACUGUAUUGCUGUACCACAGUGGUUGAAUUACUUGAGAAACCAAAAGAAUUGAACACCGUUUUGUACUUGGUAAACUGUGGUCUUCAAUCCAUGGAAGAAAAAGCAAAAACAAACUGUAUGGGUGCUUCACAGCUCUUUGAUAAUGAAGAGAACCAGCUUAUGUCAAUUCUAUUACUAGUUGAAGCAUGUUUAAAUUACACAACCAUGAAGAAAGAUGUAAAUUUAAUCAAACGUUUAAGUAAAUGUGAACAUUUUUUUGUCAAUAUUGUCAAGGUUUUGUACAUUUGUUCUGCUCCAGAAGUCUACAAGAAAUGUUUAGAUUUAUUAAACUUGUACCUUAUCAUUAUGAAUAAACACCAGGAACUACAAUCUACUAGGACUCUCUUAGUUAAACUGAUAUCUCUGAUGAUGGGCAACAUGCUUGAGCGAGCACCAUAUCGUGAUGAUUAUGUCGGAUUUGGAGGCUCUGUAUUCUCUGAUUAUUCAAACCUUGCUAACGAAUACCAUCGAGGUGAUUUAGAAAUGCUUAAGAAGCUUGCAAUGCUGGUUGUUACCAGUUGUGAGUUGAGUCAACAACCAAAUAUGAACAUAGUUCCAGAUUUGCAAAAUGAUGCAAUUACAAGUUUGAACAAGCUGUCUUGUGAGCUAAAUUCCAAAUUGGGGUUUACGUCGAAGACUGUCUGUGAUUGGUUGUUUCAUCUGUAUACUGACCAGGACUCCAGUCUCAUUGGCAUGAUGUUUGCACUCCUGAGAGUAUAUAAUUAUUGCACAUCAGGCAACAGAAAUCCACAGGAGUUGUUUGUGAAUAAACUAGAUCCCCAUGAAAUAUUCCACAGGUUCUUGAGAACAGUUGCAUAUGACCAUAGUGUUCUGUUAGAUCUGCUGAUUUCAAAUGAAACAGAAUUCUUAGCUUAUUUUGUGCAGUACCUCCAUUCAUUAAUUGACACCUGGUCGGCGUUCAUGGACUACCAUUCUAGUAUAGAGUUAGCAAGUCAAGCUUUAGGAACAACAUCCACCGCAGGGCUUGUAGAGGAUAUGGGCCACCAAGGAAAAGGGAACAGCACAACAAAUAAUACUGAAAUUGCUGACAAACUCUUGAGAUCAUCACAUAAACCAGAAAAGGUUGUUUCAAAUCAUAGAGAGGAUAUAAAAAGAGACCAUGAUGUUAAAGAUGCUUUGGAAAAUGUCAGUAAUUGUAAGAAGCUAAGAUUAUCUGAUAACAGGCAAACUACUGAUAUUACUGUUGGUAAUAUGGGUAGUUCCCCUGACAACACCAGCUGUGCUCCUAAAAGUGGCAGACUUUCUUUAGACAAUAUAGGUACUCACCAGCAUGCUGGUGAGCAUUUAAAGAGUGGUCAUUUGAAAAGUCUGCAUCAUCACCCUGAUAAAGAGGAGAAUGAUAGUAAUAGUGAUGAUGAUGCAGAAGACGGUGGUAGUGAUAGUUCAGCUGCUGAUGAUGAUGUUGAUGAUAGUGAGUUGACUCCUUCAUCCUGCACUUUGGACAAAACAAUGACUACCCUAAUAAGAUUACGACUUGCAAUUGAGAGACUCAUUCGAAGAGACUUAUUCCCAUUCCGUGCUGUCUCGCUUCUGCGACUAUUGGAGGAUGUGGAGGGUCUAUAUGAAAAUUAAUUAGCUAAGGACAAUCAGGGUGAAUG